Tarenaya hassleriana is the source of this 3516-nucleotide messenger RNA. RefSeq names its product filament-like plant protein 7. The coding region runs from base 742 to 3399 and encodes 885 amino acids. The transcript is spliced from 5 exons. NCBI's taxonomy places the organism in Eukaryota, Viridiplantae, Streptophyta, Magnoliopsida, Brassicales, Cleomaceae. The record is from RefSeq and is a predicted model, not a curated record.
CAUUGCAUCGUCACUUUCCUUUUGGAGUCAUCCGAACUUUUCUCGUUUGCCAAACAGCCCUUUUCCCCUUUCCUUUCGCUUUCCGUACGCCUCUAUUUCUUUCUCGUCUUCGCCUCCUCCUCUCCUUGUCUCCUUCUCACUGUAGUGUUCGACGCCAUUUCUUCUUCUUCUUCUUCUUCCUGGCUUGUAUGCUUCUUCUUCCCUCCAUGUUUGCUGCUUGGAGUGAUCAAGUUUGAUUUUUUUUCUGCGACCCUUUCUUCUUAACAAGGUGAGGAAGCUAUUCGCCAGAUUUCUUGGACUUUCCUGUGUAUGUUACGCCGCAACCUUGCAUGCGAUAUGUGUCGUUUUCGGUUUUUCGGGGUUUUUCUUUCCUCGGAGGGCAUGAUCGAUCUGAGUUUCCUUCUGUCUGGUUAAGGUUUUAUUCGCCGCCCGAGAGCCGUUUUGGAGUUCAUAGUUAGUUGUUUUGCUGUCAAAUCCAUCAACGGAGCUGUGGUUCGAGCUCUUAUUUCCUUCUUACGAAGCAUUGUUUCUGAUCUGGGAAUGUGACUGGGGAAUUAGUUAAGCCGAGGAUGGGAAGAGUGGUGGAUUAAGGAAGUGAUGGGUCCAUGAUUCAUGCAAAUGAUUUAUGAUCUGGGCCAGUUAUACCUGGAUUUCUUGUUCCUGUUCGACGUACAAUCUGGAUUCGAGUGCUCCAAUUCACAUGUAGUGUGGGUUUUAGUCAUGAAAUUUCUUGUGUAAGCCAUGGAUCAAAAGGCAUGGCCAUGGAAGAAGAAAUCUGCUGAGAAGACCAUUGCAGAAUCCGACAAAUCCAAUAGCAUUUCCUCUAAAGGAAAUGUGGAAGAGAUUGAGAAGCUUGUGGCUGACAAGACAGAUCUGGAAAAGAACCUUAAAACUCUAACCGAUAAGCUUAUGUCUGUCAUGGCCGAGUGCACUGCCAAAGACGUUCUGAUCAAGAAACAAGAGAACGAGGCACAAGAAACACUUGCUGGCUGGGAGAAGGCAAAAGCCGAGGCAGCAUCUCUAAGGAGGAAACUAGACGACGCUCUAAACGACAAAAAGAAGAGCGAGGAAAGGACAAGUCAUCUCGACGCUGGUCUUAAGGAAUGCAUGCUUCAGCUCCGUUCUGUUCGGGAGGAGCAGCAGAGAACGAUGCACGAUGUUCUGGCGAAGAAUAAGCUCGUCGAAGAUCUGAACAGAGAGAGGGAUCGUGUUCUAGCUGAUCUCAAUGCGCUGACAAGUAGGUUAGAAUCCAAGGAAAAGGAGAACACUUCUCUUAAGUACGAGGUUCGGGUGCUAGAGAAAGAGCUCGAGAUCCGGAACGAAGAGAGGGAAUUUAGCCGGCGAACUGCUGAAGCGUCGCAUAAGCUGCACUUAGAGAAUGUCAAGAAGAUCACGAAGCUUGAAACAGAGUGUCAGAGGCUAAGGAUACUGGUGCGAAAACGGUUACCCGGGCCAGCGGCUUUGUCAAAAAUGAGGAGCGAGGUGGAAAUGUCGGGACGGGAUUCGCUCGAAACGAGGAGAAGAUUCAACGGAAGCCCGAUCGAUUCUGAGAGGAUCAAUAACCUCACUGAGCAGUUGUGCUUAAUGGAAGAAGAGAACAGGACUCUGAGGGAAGCCCUGAGCAAGAAAAUCAAUGAACUCCAGUUCUCGAGAAACGUGUAUUCCCGAACAGCGUGUAGACUGUUAGAAUUCGAGUCACGUCUUGAAGAAUCGUCGAAAGGCACAAAUACAGAACCAGGCCGGAGCAGCAAUGCAUCACACGAUGUCUCGCUUGCAUCGGUAUCGGAGUUUGACAGUGAUGAUAAGGUUAGCUGCGCAGAUUCAAUGGCUUCUGCUUUACUUUCAGAACUGGAGAAUCUCAAGAGCAAGAAGCAGAAAGGCUCGAGCAUUCUGAGAAAAAGUCCAGAAGCUUCAGAGAUGAAACUAAUGGAUGAUUUUGCUGAAAUGGAGAAGUUAGCCAUGGUGGUUUCAGUCGAUAAUCCGCCGACUCGUACCUUCGAUUCCACACUCCCUCGGUGGCUUCAGACCGUACUGGAGCACAAGCAUGUUUCGCGGAGAAAUACUGAUGAGAUAUUAGAAGACAUCAGAAAAGCCUUGAACCAUUUGGGCUCUGAUACCAAUGCGGCAACGAGGACGGAAAUGGAGAGUCAGGUCUCGUCGCAACAAACUGCGAGUUCUAUCGUGGAAGAGAAACCGAGUGAAGAGACGGGAAAAGACGCAUCUUUCGGCGGGAAAUGCCAUCAGGAUCUGCACAAUGAUCUCAGCAAAUCAAUAAGCAAAGUCAUCAAAAUCAUCGAAGGAGUCAGCUUAGAUUCACCAGCACCUGAGAUUUCAGAAUCGCAACCAGGCUACACGGUUCGCGUGCUGCAAUGGAAAACUUCAGAAUUACGCCUCCUGUUGCAGCGAUUUCUGCACACAUGUCACGAUCUGUUGAGCAGAAAAGCAGACAUAAACAGCUUUGCCGAAGAGUUGAGUUCUGCUCUGGAUUGGAUUGUGAACCACUGUUUCUCUCUUCAAGAUGUUUCAAGCAUGAGGGAGGAGAUUAAGAAGAAGUUUGAUUGGGACGGGUCGGAGAGCGAAAGCGAAGCAGAAGUUGGAACUUUUAGUCGAGUUUCAGAAGCAGUUAAACAUGAAGACAGCACGGAGAAAGAUUUAAAAGGAAUCGCAGACCAUAAACUCCAGGAAUCUGACAAAAGCAUCAAGAACUUGCAAAAGGAGCUUGAAACUUUAAGAAAUUCCAUGGCAGAGAUUGAAGGAGGAGCUGAGAAUUACAGAACAGUGGCGGACUUCAAGGCCGCAAACACAAAACCACAACAUCUAAUGGAUGAUAUGUCGGCUCCUGACAGUUUAUCAGAGAAGGAAGUUCCAUCAGAUGAACUCAAGGUGGACGGGAAACAGGCCAUUCGAACUGAACGAGAAAUCAUAGCUGCUUCAGAAAGGUUGGCAGAAUGCCAGGAGACAAUACUAAACCUUGGGAAGCAGCUCAGGGCAUUGUCUGAUUCGAAGGAAGUGGCUCCACUUUCAGACCAAGUGGUGUCUGAACCGACAUCGCUCUCUACCAGUUCCCAACCCCCGAGAGAAACAAAACCCGAGAAGAGAUUGAUCAACCAGAGAUCAUCUCUUAAAGAUCAGAUGAAGGCCGACGACGAUGCUGACACUGAGCAAUCCAAGGGUCAGAAAUACCCAGUUGACAAGAACGGAACUUUCGUUUACAAUGAAACGAUCGAGGCAUUGGAACAUAUUCUUCUCCCAGACAAAGGCAAAGGCAGCGAGAGAAGCUCUUAUGCUAUUGUUCCUCAAAAGAAAGGCGGCGGAGUCAAGAGCCUCUGGAAAAAGCUAUUAUGGAGAAAAAAGAAAAGUAACAGCAAGAAACUACCUGUUCCAUUACCUCCCACCUAAUGAGAAAAUGGUGUCUACGUUUGUAAAACUUCAUGUCUAGAUCAAGGGUUUUCUCUUUGCUGUUGUCCAAUGAUUAAUCAUGUAUCAUUACGCAAAUAAAGUCUCCUACUUUAAGUA